Blastomyces gilchristii SLH14081 is the source of this 4261-nucleotide messenger RNA. RefSeq names its product heat shock protein 90. The transcript is spliced from 4 exons. Bases 433 to 2547 code for a protein of 704 amino acids. The record is from RefSeq and is a predicted model, not a curated record. NCBI's taxonomy places the organism in Eukaryota, Fungi, Ascomycota, Eurotiomycetes, Onygenales, Ajellomycetaceae. Gene Ontology annotation, biological process: protein folding; protein stabilization; cellular response to heat. Gene Ontology annotation, molecular function: ATP-dependent protein folding chaperone; ATP hydrolysis activity; ATP binding. Gene Ontology annotation, cellular component: protein-containing complex; perinuclear region of cytoplasm; cytosol.
GAUAGUUCUAGAAAGGCGGCGGGCGGUGAGUCGGGGCUAGCGCGUAGGGCAGCGAUGGAAAUCGGUGGAAGAUUCGCUGGGUUCUGGAUUGAGCAGGCGGCGGUGGAUAUUUUUGUUUGGCAGGGCGGGGAGCUGCGAAAGGCUUGGAGCUUGUUUGUUUCUGGCGCUGCUUUUAAGUUCUGUUUCUGCGCAGUUCUCUGUCUUUCUGUUUUUCUUUUUGCAACCUCCUCGCCCAAUUUCUUCUUCUUCUUCAACUUCUUCUUCAACUUCUCUUCUUCCUCCUCCUUUCCUUCUUCUUCACCUCUUCAAUUCUCUGCAUCCCAGCUUCAUCUCUCUCCUCUCCCCUUCUAUACCCAUAUCUUUGAACAACUGCUACUGCAACGGCUCCCUCCUACUCAGUAAUCCAAUACCAUCCUAUCACCCACUGCAGACAUGGCGUCCGAAACCUUCGAGUUCCAGGCUGAGAUCUCUCAGCUCCUCUCGCUCAUCAUUAACACCGUCUACUCCAACAAAGAGAUCUUCCUGCGAGAGCUGAUUUCCAACUGUUCUGAUGCCCUCGACAAAAUCCGCUAUGAGGCCCUUUCAGACCCAAGCAAACUCGACUCCAACAAGGAUCUCCGCAUUGAUAUCAUUCCCGACAAGGAGAACAAGACCCUGACCAUCAGCGAUACCGGUAUUGGUAUGACCAAGGCUGAUCUCGUCAACAACCUGGGUACCAUUGCCCGCUCAGGUACUAAGCAAUUUAUGGAAGCCCUCACUGCUGGUGCCGAUAUUUCCAUGAUUGGCCAGUUCGGUGUUGGUUUUUACUCUGCCUACCUCGUUGCCGAUAAGGUGACAGUCAUUUCCAAGCACAACGAUGAUGAACAAUACAUCUGGGAGUCCAGUGCCGGUGGCACCUUUAAAAUCACCCAGGACACAGACGGAGAGUCUCUUGGCCGUGGUACUAAGAUGAUUCUCCACCUCAAGGACGAGCAGGCCGACUACCUGAAUGAGAGCAGAAUUAAGGAAGUCGUGAAGAAGCACUCUGAGUUUAUCUCCUACCCCAUCUACCUCCAUGUCCUGAAGGAGACCGAGAAGGAGGUCCCCGAUGAGGAUGCUGAGGAGGUUAAGGAUGAGGGUGACGACAAGACUCCCAAGGUUGAGGAGGUCGAUGACGACGAAGAGGAUAAAAAGAAAGAAAAGAAGACCAAGAAAAUCAAGGAGACAAAGGUCGAGGAGGAGGAGCUUAACAAAACCAAGCCCAUUUGGACUCGAAAUCCUGCUGAUAUCACUCAGGAGGAGUAUGCCUCUUUCUACAAGACCCUGUCUAACGACUGGGAGGAUCAUCUUGCUGUGAAGCACUUCUCCGUUGAGGGUCAACUCGAGUUCCGCGCGAUCCUUUUCGUUCCUAAGCGUGCUCCUUUCGACCUUUUCGAGACCAAGAAGACCAAGAACAACAUCAAGCUCUACGUUCGCCGUGUCUUCAUUACCGAUGACGCCACCGAUCUCAUUCCCGAAUGGCUCAGCUUCAUCAAGGGUGUCGUCGACUCCGAGGACCUUCCUCUCAACCUGUCUCGUGAGACUCUCCAGCAGAACAAGAUCAUGAAGGUCAUCAAGAAGAACAUCGUCAAGAAGACCCUCGAGCUCUUCAACGAGAUCGCGGAAGACCGUGAGCAAUUCGAUAAGUUCUACUCCGCUUUCAGCAAGAACAUCAAGCUUGGUAUCCACGAGGACGCCCAGAACCGCCCCGCCCUUGCCAAGCUCCUCCGCUUCAACUCCACCAAGUCUGGUGACGAGACCACCUCACUCGCCGACUACGUCACCCGCAUGCAAGAGCACCAGAAACAGAUGUACUACAUCACUGGCGAAUCUCUCAAGGCUGUCCAGAAGUCUCCGUUCCUCGAUACUCUCAAGGAGAAGAACUUCGAGGUUCUGUUCCUCGUCGAUCCUAUCGACGAAUAUGCCAUGACCCAGCUCAAGGAGUUCGAUGGCAAGAAGCUCGUCGACAUCACCAAGGAUUUCGAGCUCGAGGAGACCGAGGAGGAGAAGAAGGCCCGCGAGGCUGAGGAGAAGGAAUACGAAGGCCUCGCCAAGAGCCUGAAGAACGUCCUUGGCGACAAGGUCGAGAAAGUCGUUGUCUCCCACAAGCUCAUUGGCUCCCCCUGCGCCAUCCGCACUGGUCAAUUUGGCUGGUCCGCUAACAUGGAGCGUAUCAUGAAGGCGCAAGCCCUCCGUGACACCUCCAUGAGCUCCUACAUGUCCUCCAAGAAGACCUUCGAAAUCUCUCCCAAAUCCCCCAUCAUCCAGGAGCUCAAGAAGAAGGUCGAGGCCGACGGCGAGAAUGAUCGCACCGUCAAGUCCAUCACCCAACUCCUCUUCGAGACCUCCCUGCUCGUCUCGGGCUUCACCAUCGAGGAGCCUGCCGGCUUCGCGGAACGCAUUCACAAGCUCGUUUCUCUUGGUUUGAACAUUGAUGAGGAGGCUGAGACUACCGAGGAGAAGGAGACGGAGGAGGCUGCUGCCCCCGCUGAGGUUGCGGGUGAGAGCGCCAUGGAGGAGGUUGAUUAGAUUUUCUCUUGUCUCCCCCUUUUUCUUUGUUUCUUGAAUUUAGCUUUUCCCCUUUUCCUAUUUCCUUUGCCUUUUUUUUUAUUACUCUUUCCGAUAGUUAAACAAAAAACCAGGUUUUUUUAAAAAUCAUGAGCGUAUGGCGGAAUGAUGAGAUGAAAAUGCACGCACAAAUGUUACUUAGUUCGUUCUUCGCCCUUGUUUUACAAUUAAAAGGACAAAAAUACCAAAAAGCGUUGUGUGCGUGUUCAUUAAAGAGUGAAUAAGAAGAAAACGAAGCAAGUGAUGUCAUAUAUCAUAUUCUAGCGGUUAACCGGCUGUUUUUCUCCGUUUUUUGCUUCAGUAUUUUUGCUUUUGUCCUUUUUCCUAUGUUUCUGUUUCUGUUUUCGUGGUUAUAGCUGUUCUGUUUGUUUUUAAUUAUUUAAUUAAGCUUUUCAGACAUAUCCUGACUUUAUUUUAGUUUUUGGUUUCCUUUUUGCUCUUAUUUCAUCAUCAUCUUGACUCUGGUGAUAUGAGUUGUGCGUGUAAGUAAGAAGUAUAUGGCCAUCAGGUAACGUAAGCCAUUAAUGUAGACAGAAUUAAAGAUGAUUGAUCAAUCAAAGUUAUCCCUAGCCGUCGGGUUUGAUUUCGGAGAAGAGUUUCGUGGCCGGUCCGUUUACUUCCACAGUUCCGGGGGCAAUGAUUUUGUAUCCGUGUAUAUCUCGAGGUUGUGUGAAAAUUCAGGGUUUUUUUCAAUUUUGUUUUCUCCCUUCUCAUUUUUUGCGCGUGAGAGAACAACAAUUAUUUGCUUUCUCACCUCGCCCUGUAGACUCUGUUCCAUUAAAUUGAAUAUCAUAACAACAUUUCGUCGUUUCUGCUAGCGGGCAUUUAGGGAAUCAAGGCAGGAUGACAGUGAAAAAUAAAACUCAACCAGCAAUAGUUGAGCUGUUUUUAAAAUAAAUACAUGUUUUUUUUCUGCCUGAAAAAUAAGUAAACUACUACACUUCAGAUAUCAUCACGAUCUCCAAACAACAACUUUGGAACACAUUAUUACAACCAUGCUAUUCAUUCGCCCGUUUAAUAUGGGGCCCCCCCUCCCCCCCCCGUCACACUUCUCGAGGAUCAGAAGACGAUAGAGGGAGCAGCGCGCCGGGGUGGCGCGUUGAAAUUGAAAAUACAGAUAGUUAUACCACAGCAGAUAGCCGCCAGCACUGUACUGAACAUACCAUUCGACUCCCCCCGUUAUUUUACAUCCCCCUUACGCCUACGUAUGGCGACAGAUACUUCCUGGCAUCCAUCACGUUACGGGGAGAUGGGAGGUGUGUCGACCUUAUGCUCCGGUAUGCGGUAUGCAUGGUGUGGGUAUGUCCGUACAUGAACCUCCGUCGCUGAGAGUGCCAUGAGUGCGUGAGCGAGGGCAAGACAAGACAAAGGGGGAAUGCUAUGCAUUCCUAUCGAAAUUAGUAUAUGCCUGUUGGCGCACGCGUAUUCUAGCUGGAUUGUCAUUGUCAUUGUCAUUUAUUUAUUUAUUUUAUUUUAUCUCUGCAGGGACGGAUGUGGAGGGUGAGGGGUGGUUGAGGCGGGUUAUAUGAUUAAGAAGAGAGGAGAGUCAAAAUGGAGAACGGAGGAAGAGAUGAUGAUUUAAGUUUAAUAAAAAGUAUAGGUAAAUUGAAUGCAAUGAAAUAGAAUGGAAUGACAUAAUUAAAAUUGAGAAUGGUAUAAAAAUAACAAAGCAGAA